This is a messenger RNA of Lampris incognitus (smalleye Pacific opah), 627 nucleotides long. It is a transcript of the gene gsg1l, whose product is annotated as gsg1-like. Gene Ontology annotation, cellular component: plasma membrane. Lineage: Eukaryota; Metazoa; Chordata; Actinopteri; Lampriformes; Lampridae. The record is from RefSeq and is a predicted model, not a curated record. The transcript is spliced from 3 exons. Bases 61 to 627 code for a protein of 188 amino acids.
UGGUUGUCCGUGGUGUCGGAGGUGCUCUACAUCCUCUUGCUGGUGGUGGGCUUCAUUCUGAUGUGUCUGGAACUGUUCCACUCCAGCAACGUAAUAGACGGCCUCAAACUCAACGCCUUCGCUGCUGUCUUCACCGUGUUGUCAGGUCUGUUGGGUAUGGUGGCCCACAUGAUGUACACGCAGGUCUUCCAGAUCACGGUGAGCCUGGGCCCCGAGGACUGGAGGCCUCACAGCUGGGACUAUGGGUGGUCCUUCUGCAUGGCAUGGGGCUCCUUCACCUGUUGCAUGGCAGCGUCCGUGACCACCCUCAACUCCUACACCAAGACGGUUAUCGAGUUUCGCCACAAGCGCAAGCUGUUUGAACAGGGCCUGCGGGAGGAGCAGACCUACCUGGGCCAGGAGGCCUUCCACUACUUUCGUGACCGCUCCCUCCAGUCCAUCUCCAGCUCCGUGGAGGUCUACCCCAGCCAAGGAGGCACGGGCAUACACGGCAUGGGCAGCGGACCCGGAGGCGGUCUUAUGGUCGGGGGUCCCGGUCCAGGUUUGGGCCGCGGGAAGAUGAGAGGCCUGUCCGCCUCGGUAGACCUAGGGGAGAACACGGACUCCCUGGGGGAGGAGCAGUGCUGA